This is a messenger RNA of Pestalotiopsis fici W106-1, 480 nucleotides long. RefSeq lists its product as uncharacterized. The record is from RefSeq and is a predicted model, not a curated record. The coding region runs from base 1 to 480 and encodes 159 amino acids. Lineage: Eukaryota; Fungi; Ascomycota; Sordariomycetes; Amphisphaeriales; Sporocadaceae. The transcript has a single exon.
AUGGCACCACCACAAACCUUGGGGUCACAACCCAUCCCACCCUUUUAUCGCCUCUGGUUCACCAUCGUCGACCCCAUCGUAUGCCUGGGCACAAGCUUCAUGUGUUUCUGGGACCCGGAUCUGGGUCUGACGUCGGUGGUACCGGUUGACAUUGCCACGCGCAAUCCCUACCAGGACUUUCUGUUCCACCAGACCGGUGGUCUCUAUCUGAUGCUGGCCAUUCACCUUGCCGUCCUACUUCGCUAUACCUCGGAUCUGGGCGUCUGGAAGAUUAAUCAGGCCGCUGUCCUUGUCGUCGAUUUCAUCCUCUUGUGGAGCCAAUACUACUCGCAGAGGCAGCAAGGUCGCCUCGCUCUGGACGCUUGGCGGCAGGAGGACUAUGCCGCGGCGGCGAUAACCAUUUUCGUCGCAGUAUUGCGUACUUGCUUCCUUCUCAAUGUCGGAUUCGAGCCCGGAAAAACACAUGAGAAGGCCAACUAG